Molecule: messenger RNA, 1254 nt
Organism: Candidozyma duobushaemuli
Lineage: Eukaryota; Fungi; Ascomycota; Pichiomycetes; Serinales; Metschnikowiaceae
Gene: IDP1
Product: isocitrate dehydrogenase (NADP(+))
Exons: 1
Coding region: 1-1254 (417 amino acids)
Biological process (GO): isocitrate metabolic process
Cellular component (GO): mitochondrion
Molecular function (GO): isocitrate dehydrogenase (NADP+) activity; NAD binding; magnesium ion binding
Source: RefSeq, a predicted model, not a curated record
AUGAUCCGUAACAUUCGCCAGUUUUCAACGUCCCGGGCGGCGUUGCAGAAGAUCAAGGUCAAGAACCCCAUCGUCGAGAUGGACGGUGACGAAAUGACCAGAAUCAUUUGGGCCAGAAUCAAGGACAAAUUGAUCAACCCAUACUUGGACCUUGACUUGAAGUACUACGACUUAGGUAUCGAGGCCAGAGACAAGACUGAGGACCAGAUUACCAUUGAUGCUGCUAACGCCAUCAAUGAGUACGGUGUGGGUGUCAAGUGUGCCACGAUUACCCCAGACGAAGCUCGUGUUGCGGAAUUCAACUUGAAGAAGAUGUGGUUGUCACCCAACGGAACCAUCAGAAACAUUUUGGGCGGCACUGUGUUUAGGGAGUCAAUUAUCAUCCCCCGUAUUCCUCGUCUUGUUCCAGGCUGGGAAAAACCCAUUGUUAUUGGAAGACAUGCCCAUGGGGACCAAUACAAAGCUACGGAUUUGGUAAUUGAGGAGCCAGGCAAGUUGGAGGUUGUGUUUACCCCCAGCAAUGGCGGAGACAAAAUCACAAAAACGAUCUUCGACUACAAGGGCCGCGGAGUCGGGUUGGCGAUGUACAACACCGACGAGUCCAUAAGAGGAUUUACGCAUUCGUCGUUCAAGAUGGCAUUGGCACAGGGAUUGCCCUUGUACCUUUCUACAAAAAACACCAUCUUGAAGAAGUACGACGGCCGCUUCAAGGACAUUUUCCAGGAGAUUUACGAUGCCGAGUACGCCCAGCAGUUUGAGGCCAAGGGCAUAUGGUACGAGCACCGUUUGAUCGACGACAUGGUGGCCCAGAUGAUCAAGUCCAAGGGAGGAUUUGUCAUGGCCUUGAAGAACUACGACGGAGAUGUGCAGUCGGACAUUGUUGCCCAGGGAUUCGGAUCGUUGGGCCUCAUGACCUCGGCCUUGAUGACUCCCGAUGGAAAAGCGUACGAGAGCGAAGCGGCACACGGCACUGUCACCAGACACUUUAGGCAGCACCAGCAGGGUAAGGAAACAUCGACCAACUCGAUUGCGUCGAUUUUCGCCUGGACCCGAGGCCUCGUCCAGAGAGGCACCUUGGACAAUACACCUGAAGUGGUUGAGUUUGCCCGCAAGUUGGAGCAGGCCACGGUGGGACUUGUGCAAGAGGACGGUAUUAUGACCAAGGAUUUGGCAUUGGCGUGUGGCCGUACGGACCGUGAGUCUUAUGUGACCACGACGGAAUUCUUGGACGCCGUUGGAGACAAGUUGAAGUGA